AUGACGCUCGCCCGCCUCGUGGUGGCUCUGAUUUUAGGGGCGCUCUCCGAAGUGAUAGGCUUUGAUCCAGUCUUCAGAUAUCCGCUCCACCACCACCACCACCGCCAUUCGCUCUCCCCGGGUCCCCAGCACCCUCAUUACCUUCCCUCACCAAAGCGGCCACAGAGGACACCACCGUCACCCCUUGUCCUGCGCCCCCUGCGCCCCCCGCGUCCCCCGCGGGCGCUCCCCGCGCAGCGCCUGCAGGCCUUCCAGGCUGGACACACGCCCCGCCCGUACCCCGGGGGCUGCCCCUCUGGGGAGCCCUGGGUCAACGUGACGGACUUCGGGGCCCCCUGUCUGCGCUGGGCAGAGGUGCCACCCUUUCUGGAGCGGUCGCCCCCGGGGAGCUGGGCUCAGCUGCGUGGGCAGCGCCACAACUUCUGUCGGAGCCCCGACAGCGCGGGCAGACCCUGGUGCUUCUAUGGGAACGCCUACGGCAAGGUGGACUGGGGCUACUGCGACUGCAGACGCGGUGAGUCAGUGCGACUUCAUGGUGGCAAAAAUGAGUUUGACGGCACAGUGGAAGUAUGUGCAAGUGGAGUUUGGGGCACGGUCUUUAGCAGCUGCUGGGGUGAUUCUAAUGCAUCAGUCACUUGUCACCAGCUGCAGCUGGGAGGAAAAGGAAUAGCAAAACAAACCCCGUUUUCUGGACUGGGCCUUAUUCCCAUUAAUUGCAGCAAUGUCCGUUGCCAAGGAGAUGAAGAAAAUAUAUGGCUUUGUGAAAAAGACAUCUGGCAGGCGGUGUGUCCUCAGACGAUGAUAGCUGCUGUCGCGUGUAGCAUUUCCCUUGGCCCGGUGUUCCCUGCUGUCCGCCUUGCUGGUGGGAGAAGUGUUCAUGAAGGCCGGGUGGAGCUGUACCACGCCGGCCAGUGGGGGACCAUCUGUGACGACCAGUGGGAUGACGCAGAUGCGGAAGUGAUCUGCCGGCAGCUGGGACUCAGUGGCAUUGCCAAAGCAUGGAAUCAGGCAUAUUUUGGAGAAGGAUCUGGCCCAGUAAUGUUGGAUGAAGUGCGUUGUACUGGGAAUGAGCUUUCCAUUGAGCAAUGUCCAAAGAGUUCCUGGGGAGAACAUAAUUGUGACCAUAAAGAAGAUGCUGGAGUGUCCUGUACGCCUCUUACAGAUGGGGUCAUCAGACUCGCAGGUGGGAAAGGCAGCCAUGAGGGUCGCUUGGAGGUGUAUUACAGGGGACAGUGGGGCACUGUCUGUGAUGAUGGCUGGACGGAGCUGAAUACAUACGUGGUUUGUCGACAGCUGGGAUUUAAGUAUGGUAAACAAGCCUCUGCAAACCAUUUUCAAGAAAGCCCAGGUCCCAUAUGGCUGGAUGAUGUCAGCUGCUCAGGAAAGGAAACCAGCGUCCUUCAGUGUUCCAGGAGACAGUGGGGAAGGCACGACUGCAGCCAUCGGGAAGAUGUUGGUAUCUCCUGCUACCCUGGCAGCGAUGGACACAGACUUUCCCUGGGUUUCCCUAUCAGACUGAUGGAUGGAGAAACUAAGAAAGAAGGACGAGUGGAGGUUUUUAUUAAUGGCCAGUGGGGAACAAUCUGUGACGAUGGGUGGACUGAUAAGGAUGCAGCGGUGAUCUGUCGACAGCUUGGCUAUAAGGGUCCAGCCAGAGCAAGAAGCAUGGCUUAUUUUGGGGAAGGAAAAGGACCUAUCCACGUGGACAAUGUGAAGUGCACAGGAAAUGAGAGGUCCUUGGCUGACUGUAUCAAGCAGGACAUCGGAAGACACAACUGCCGCCACAGUGAAGAUGCAGGAGUUAUUUGUGAUUAUUUUGGCAAGAAAGCAUCAGGUAACAGUAAUAAAGAGUCCCUUUCGUCUGUCUGUGGCGUGAGAUUACUGCACCGUCGGCAGAAGCGGAUCAUUGGUGGGAAAAAUUCCUUAAGGGGUGGCUGGCCAUGGCAGGUGUCCCUCCGGCUGAAGUCAUCCCACGGAGAUGGCAGGCUCCUCUGUGGGGCUACACUCCUGAGCAGCUGCUGGGUCCUUACAGCAGCACAUUGCUUCAAGCGAUAUGGUAACAGCACUAAGAACUAUGCUGUUCGAGUUGGAGAUUAUCAUACCCUGGUGCCGGAGGAGUUUGAAGAAGAAAUUGGUAUUCAACAAAUUGUGGUCCACCAGGAGUAUCGCCCAGACAGCAGUGACUAUGACAUUGCCCUGGUUAGAUUACAAGGACCAGAAGAGCAAUGUGCCAGAUUUAGCAGCCAUGUUUUGCCAGCCUGUUUACCACUCAGGAGAGAGAGGCCACAGAAAACAGCUUCCAAUUGUUACAUAACAGGAUGGGGUGAUACAGGACGGGCAUAUUCAAGGACACUACAACAAGCAGCCAUCCCCUUACUUCCUAAGAGGUUUUGUGAAGAACGUUACAAAGGUCGGUUUACAGGUAGAAUGCUCUGUGCUGGAAACCUCCAGGAACACAAACGUGUGGACAGCUGCCAGGGAGACAGCGGAGGACCACUCAUGUGUGAACGGGCUGGGACCAGUUGGGUGGUGUAUGGGGUGACCUCCUGGGGAUAUGGCUGUGGAGUCAAAGAUUCUCCUGGUGUUUAUACCAAAGUCUCAGCCUUUGUACCUUGGAUAAAAAGUGUCACCAAACUAUAA
Messenger RNA from Otolemur garnettii (small-eared galago), 2640 nucleotides. It is a transcript of the gene PRSS12, whose product is annotated as protease, serine 12. The record is from RefSeq and is a predicted model, not a curated record. Gene Ontology annotation, biological process: proteolysis. Gene Ontology annotation, molecular function: serine-type endopeptidase activity. Gene Ontology annotation, cellular component: membrane. NCBI's taxonomy places the organism in Eukaryota, Metazoa, Chordata, Mammalia, Primates, Galagidae.